Cucumis sativus (cucumber) is the source of this 1825-nucleotide messenger RNA. RefSeq names its product probable magnesium transporter NIPA2. NCBI's taxonomy places the organism in Eukaryota, Viridiplantae, Streptophyta, Magnoliopsida, Cucurbitales, Cucurbitaceae. The coding region runs from base 246 to 1217 and encodes 323 amino acids. The transcript is spliced from 9 exons. Gene Ontology annotation, molecular function: magnesium ion transmembrane transporter activity. Gene Ontology annotation, biological process: magnesium ion transport. Gene Ontology annotation, cellular component: membrane. The record is from RefSeq and is a predicted model, not a curated record.
CAAAAAUGUAACGGACUCACCGUUCGCCACUUAGCGCUCCCAAUUCCCACAUUCCCUUUCUCUCUCUCUCUUCUCCUUUUUCCCUCCGUUUCAUUUCCAUUCGCUUUCCGAUCCGAUUCGUUCCUUCUUCGAUCUCCAGCUUCAAAAUCCAUCAGCAAUUGAUGUUAUGAAGGAACUAACCGGUUCGUCUAUUUCGGCAUUGAAAGAUUAUCUCUGAUUAUCUUUCUUUUCCGUUUCUAUAAGCUAUGGGAUUAUCUUCCGAUAACAUCCAUGGCCUCAUUCUUGCUGUCUCUUCCAGUAUCUUCAUAGGUAGUAGCUUCAUUAUCAAGAAGAAAGGUCUUAUGAAAGCCGGUGCUUCUGGAACCAGAGCAGGUUCUGGAGGAUAUUCGUAUUUGUAUGAACCUAUGUGGUGGGCUGGGAUGAUAAGUAUGAUUGUUGGAGAAGUUGCUAAUUUCGCUGCCUAUGCUUAUGCUCCUGCAAUUCUCGUAACUCCUUUGGGAGCUUUAAGUAUAAUUUUCAGUGCAGUACUAGCUCAUUUCAUUUUAGAGGAAAGGCUACAUAUAUUCGGCAUGCUCGGAUGUGUUCUGUGUGUGGUGGGAUCAACAACUAUUGUUUUGCAUGCUCCUCAGGAGAGAAAUAUUGAAUCUGUCAAGGAAGUUUGGGUGCUUGCUACGGAGCCAGGUUUUAUAGUAUACUUGGUGAUAGUUUUGGUUCUAGUUGUUGUUCUGAUUGUUCGAUAUGUGCCAAGAUACGGACAAACCCACAUGGUUGUUUACGUCGGAAUUUGCUCUCUCAUGGGUUCUCUAACGGUUAUGAGCGUCAAAGCAGUAGGAAUUGCACUUAAGCUCACAUUUUCAGGGAUGAAUCAGUUUAAGUACUUUGAGACGUGGGUUUUUACCGUCAUUGUGACUGGAGGUAGCAUUUUACAAGUCAACUAUUUAAACAAGGCUCUGGACACCUUUAACACUGCCGUAGUAUCUCCAGUUUACUAUGUGAUGUUCACAUCGCUCACCAUCCUUGCCAGUAUGAUUAUGUUUAAGGACUGGGAUUCACAAAAUGCAUCACAAAUUGCAACAGAACUAUGCGGUUUUGUUACUAUUCUUUCCGGAACUUUUCUCCUACAUAAAACUAGGGAUAUGGGGAGUUCUCCAUCCUCCGAUGUCCCAAUUGUCGUUAGGUCCCCGAAACGGCCUAAUUCAAACACAAAUUCUGACUAACAAACACCCCCAGCAGCGUAGCAAAUUUUAAAAAAAUAAUAAUAAUAACAAAAGAAGAAGACUUGUUUAGAAAAAAAAAAUUGUAAAUUUUCUCUUAUCAUCCAAAGAGGUGGCCAUUGCUGGGGGGAGGACAGAUUUUUGGAUGGAAGAUUCUUAAUUUAUUGUAAGAAAGAAGCAAACCUGGUGGGCACAAUAUUAGCAAAGGCAAAUGGAGUUUGAAGGUUUGUUUGGUUCUCACUUUUCAUCUUUGAGGUACAGAUUCAAUUUUUUAUUUUUUUAUUUUUUUUUACAAAAAGAAAGAAAGAAUCAAAAAAGAAAAAGCCAUACGAUAUACGUUACAGGUUGUGAUAAACAAAGGGAUAAGGUACUGAAUAGAAGUUUACUAUAGCGCUAACAUUUGAAGAUACAUUGUAAAAUUGUAGGGUUUGGGAGAUUUCUAUAUAACCAAUCAAUGUUCUUCUCUUUCUCCAACAUUUAGUCUUGGUUUUUGAUGAUUCAACAAUUGUAAUUGUUUUCGCAGAAAGAUUAAGUUUUGUAUCAAGUCAGUAAUUUGACUGUUGUGCUUGAUACACUACCAAUGAUAUAAACGAGCCUGAUGUUAUAUCUUG